AAAAGAGUAGAAGAAAUCAAAAUUUUUCCCUUCUGAGAUUUUAUGGUUAUGUUUUAUAGUUUCUCUUGUUAGUCCUGUUUUAUUUAUUAUUAUGUGUUUUGCUUUAGAAGAAAUGACAAUUUUGGAGAAUUUUAUUUAUCUUUUACAAAAAUUCUUGAUUACUAACUCAGAGAACGAUCACAAAAUAAUUAGGAAGCACACAAAAAGACUUCAACAGUCCGGUGAUAUUAGUUUCCCACUGGAUAUAAGGAACUGGUACCAUUUAUUAGAUAAACAGUUACUUAAUGAUGGAAUGGUAAAUAUUUUUGACUACGGAAUGCCAGGAAUAGAUGUAGACAAACAAAUUAUUCAACUCAAAGAAGAAAGCACCAAUUGGUCAAUCCAUAUUGACAAAAUUGUAGUAGAAAAUAAUGAGGCUUUCUUGUUUCUUGAGAGAUCACAAGAACUACUUAGAAAUGUUAUUGAACAAGUUAUUGAGUGUGGACAUAGUUAUAGUUCCAGUAAAGUCAUCGAGAGAACUAUCUGCUUACAAACUCAUCCAAUCAUUGAAGAUCACACAGAAGUUGAUUUAAGUGUGCUGCGCCUACACUUAGUCAAAGAAGUUGCUAAAAACUUCAUCAACAAAUCAACAAGAGAAAUCCCUGAGGGAAGUUCUGUUGUACAUUUAUUGUUGAAUCCAAUUGAUGAUUGUACUGUGAAUGUUUUAUGUGGACCUGUAUUGAAUGAUAAAGGUGUAAAAAGCUCAACAGCUGCAAAGGAUUUGUACAGGACAAGGUCAGAUGAUAUGAAAAUGAUGGCUUAUCACAAAUAUCAUGUUCCUGCAGUAGCAAAUCAAUCUUGGAACACAUAUUUCAGAAAAUUAGGGGAAGCAUCAGUUACCAUAGAAAUGCUAGCUAAUAAGCCCCAAAAACCCAUAAAAAUAACUGUGAAUGAUACUAGAUCUGCCAAUAAAGGAUCUUCAUUUAUAUUCUAUAAUUGUGCUAGGCUAAGUGCCCUUUUCAAAGAAUUUGAUAAGAAAACUGCAACAUCAAUCUAUCCUGAACUUCCCAAUAUCAGUGAUGUUGACUUUUCACUACUUACACAACCAGAAGAAUGGGAACUAUUUUAUGUUUAUAUCAUGCAAUAUCCCUUGGUUGUGAAGAGCUGCAUCAGAGACAUUGAGAAGGGGUUCUUGAAUCCACAAUAUUUAAUAUCAUUCUUGACAAAUUUGUCAUCAGUUUUCAGUGUCUAUUACAGAAGAAUAAGAAUCCUGACAAAUCCCAGAGAGCAUAUGUUUGCUGUAAUCCAUGCCAGAAUAUUUCUUCUUAAGGCAGUACAGAUUGUUUUUCAUGAUGCUCUUGAAUUGUUGAACAUUGAACCCAUCAAGGAAAUGUAGAGAAUUUUUCACUUUGCACUUUGAAACAGAACAUACCAUAAUAAUAGUUGCUAGUUUCAUGUAAGUAGCAAAAAAUCUAAAUGUUUUUCAUGCCAAGUCACCAAAGUAUCUAAAUAAUAAUGUUAAUAUUGAGGUUAAUAUAUUCACAAUAUACAUAAUGUUAUAAUUUCUGCUCUUUUCAAUAUGUUGUUUUUUAUUUCAAAUAUUCAUUCACAUAAAUCUCAGUCAAUUUAGCAAUGAAACAAAUAUUUCUGCCGGUCUCAAUUUUGUUGAAGAAAAGUGAUAAUAUAAAAA
Phaedon cochleariae (mustard beetle) is the source of this 1669-nucleotide messenger RNA. The record is from the annotation of a GenBank genome assembly. NCBI's taxonomy places the organism in Eukaryota, Metazoa, Arthropoda, Insecta, Coleoptera, Chrysomelidae.